Messenger RNA from Fragaria vesca subsp. vesca, 1251 nucleotides. RefSeq lists its product as uncharacterized. The record is from RefSeq and is a predicted model, not a curated record. Lineage: Eukaryota; Viridiplantae; Streptophyta; Magnoliopsida; Rosales; Rosaceae. The transcript has a single exon. Bases 1 to 1251 code for a protein of 416 amino acids.
AUGGAAAAGUAUCGUCCCGAUUUGGAGACAGUUUUAGAGGUUCCUCACAAGAACACUACAAAGCCAAGGAACAGAAAGAAAUCGGACACAAUUGGAGAGGUCCCUCGCAAGAAGACAACAACAAAGCUAUGGAACAGAAUGAAAUCAUCGAUUGAAUCAAAAAGAUCAGUAAAGAAAUCAACGUCAAUGGCUAGCGAUGGCACGACACUAGCUAGCUUACUUGAAGUUAUUGGUGCCCCCUUGACUCCAGCUACUCUUUGUUUCAACAACGAUGGUCACCAACCCCUCGCCAGGGCUAAAUACAUUGUGAAGCAGUACGUAGCGGCGGUGGGCGGGGAGAAGGCUUUGUCAUCAUCGGACAACUUAUUUGCGACAGGCAAUGUGAAGAUCACGAUGACAAACAGGACUGGAAGCUCGAAGUCCAUUAGCGGUGGCAGCGGACAUGGAAUGCCGGGGUUGCUUUGGCAAAAGGGGGAGCUAUGGUGCUUGGACCUAAUGUUGUCUCCUGUCCACAAAUUAGUUAGCACGGGGAGUGAUGGCAAGACGCUUUUGCCUUGGCAUUACUCCCACGCGUAUCGAGUACCGCCUCUUCCCCUUGGACCUCUCCUUCAGGGUCUUAAUCCGAGGAUAACAGCAAAUUUAUUCAGCAAGUCAGAUUGGUUUGCGGACAAAUCAAUAAACAAAGAGGACUGCUUCAUACUUGAACUGAUGGUUGAACCUUCAAAACUAAGCAGCAGCAACAACGUAGAGACAGUGCGACACACCAUUUUGGGCUACUUCAGCCAGAAAACAGGCCUCUUGGUGAAGCUAGAAGACUCUCGUCGGCUAAGGUUGACAGCUUUGGGAAAGCAUAGUGACUGGGAAUCAACAAUGGAGUCAUACUUCCAAGAUUACAGAGCCAUCGACGGCGUGAACAUUGCACACAGGGUCAGUACUUGUGUGUCGUUGCGUGAGGAAAGCUCGGAAGGCCAUUCUCUGAGAAGAAAAGUGAAAUUGGUUUGGGAACUUGAAGAUGUAGGUUUGGACGUCAAGGCGUUGUCCAUGGAGUGGUUCUUGCCUCGUUGUGAUAUGAAAACAGAGGAAGAACGACGUGGGUUGGUGACGUCUAAUUCUGGUGCAAAAUCAACAUCCAGACUAGUAUCUCCUUCUAUGAGAUUUGAAGCUAGCAAAAUAGUACCCAUUGAUGACUCCGAUGAAGAUCUAGAAAGUUGUGACAUUAGUGACCAGGAGGAUGACUUCGACAAUUUUUAA